AAGUGCAACGAACCAAGAAAUGGUUGACCAACAGACAUCCGCAUGCCAAAUGAGCUGAAGCUCCUCUGCACGCACUCUGUCAAGCAGAUGGAGGGCCGGAGCUGUUGUUGGGACGCCUGGGUCGAGGAGGCCCUGGCCAAGCUCCAUUCCCUCAAGCUCCUCCGCUCUCUCCGGCCCAUUCACGUCUCCGCCCCCGACCCCAGUAUUACCACUGCUGCCCCGACCCAGCAAACCGAUGAUCUUGAGGUGUUCGACGAAAUGCAGCCCCGGGACCGUCUUUCUGUAGAAGUCGACGUCGCCGUGCCCACUAUUCGUAGUUGGCUUCUCGAUAUUCCCAGCUGCGGAGAGGAAGCCAUAUGGGAAGAUGGAGCCGUCAGUCGUGAGAAAGCAGGGUGCAGUCAGCAUUUUAAAAAACUGAUUCUAUUUUCCGGCAAUGAUUAUUUGGGGCUGAGUUCGCACCCCACAGUUGGAAAAGCUGCUGCCAAGGCAGCCCAAGAACAUGGGAUGGGUCCAAGGGGCUCUGCUUUAGUCUGUGGAUAUACCAAUUACCACAGACGACUAGAAUUUAGCCUGGCAGAGUUAAAGAAGAAAGAGGAUUGUCUUCUCUGUCCAACAGGAUUUGCUGCAAAUAUGGCCGUGAUGGUAGCGAUUGGAAAUAUCAGUCGCCUCCUUUCUGCAGGCUCGCAGCCUUUGAAUGAGGAGAAAGUAGCCAUAUUUUCUGAUGCCCUCAAUCACGCAUCUAUCAUUGAUGGAAUUCAUCUUGCAGAAAAACAGCAUGGUGUGGAAGUCUUUGUAUACCGACAUUGUGACAUGUCUCACUUGGAUGAAAUGCUAUCCACUUGCUCAAUGAAGAAGAGAGUCGUUGUGACUGAUAGUUUGUUUAGCAUGGAUGGGGACUUUGCACCAAUGCUCGAGUUGGCAAGACUUCGAAAGAGACAUGGUUAUCUUUUAGUUAUUGAUGAUGCUCACGGAACAUUUGUUUGUGGCGAGAAUGGUGGUGGAGUAGCUGAAGCAUUCAACUGUGAAGGAGAUGUUGAUAUCUGUGUUGGAACUCUAAGCAAAGCUGCUGGUUGCCAUGGUGGAUUCGUCGCAUGCAGUAAAAGAUGGAAGCAACUGAUUUUGUCACGGGGUCGCUCUUUCAUAUACUCUACUGCCGCUCCUGUUCCCUUUGUUGCUGCUGCCCAUGCUGCAGUCAUCGUGGCUAGAAAAGAGACAUGGCGUAGAAGGGAGAUUUGGAAGAGGGUCAAAGAUUUUCAAAUUCUCACUGGAAUCCCUAUAGCCAGCCCUAUAAUCUCUUUGGUUGCAGGAACUGAAGAGAAGGCCCUUGAAGCUAGCCGGUUUGUCAAUUUGUCUUUUGGCACUUGUUGGGGUCGGGGUUUCACGUCACUGCAAUUAGACCGCCCACGGUUCCUCCCAACUCUUGCAGGUUACGCAUCACCCUCUCUGCAGUACACACAACAGAUGAUCUGAAGAAGCUCACAGAAGCACUUUCUUGUUGCAUCGACUUCCGAGAAGUUUUCGUACAUUUCACAAAUGGUCAUGCAGCUAGGUUGUAGAGUAGACCUUUCAUGAUCUGCUAGUCAAAUGUUCAGGGACCACCUUCCCAAAUCAAAUGCGAUUGAUUCAAGAACAGCAAGAAAAGCUGCUCAGCAAUUAUAACUGAUGGAAGAGACCUGUCCCUUUUUGCUUCUUCUGCUUUGUUCUACCAAUUGAACAAAAUUCGAGGGGAUUGAAAAUAUCUAUGUUCUAUUGCUUUAGCUUGCUAAAAUCUCGACUCAACUUGUUUAAUCAAAAUGGUGUUUCUGCAAAUUUUGAGUAAUUUUGCAA
This is a messenger RNA of Punica granatum (pomegranate), 1827 nucleotides long. NCBI's taxonomy places the organism in Eukaryota, Viridiplantae, Streptophyta, Magnoliopsida, Myrtales, Lythraceae. The record is from RefSeq and is a predicted model, not a curated record.